AUGCCACCUUCAGAAACUUAUGUUUCAAAAGCAAAUUUAGAAUCAGUCAAAAGAAGCUUAGAAUAUAAAAUCACAGAAGAGGCCAAACAAACAAGGCACUUAUUUGCAUCCCACAAUAAUAUAGGAGAUAUUAACAAAAUCAUGCAAGAAGAAAACUUAGAUGACAUGCCCAAAUUAAACUUAGAAGAUUUCCAACAGUUCGAUAACGAAUUAAAAAAUAACUUGGAGUUGAUAAAAAAGCUGAAAUGUUUUAUGUUGAUUACCAUUAAAAGUGGAGAUAAAUUAUCUGAAAGUUUAAAAGCAGUUAUUCCGAGAAUAAUUUCGAAGGAAGUACAAUUAUUAUAUAGUGCUUUUGGGAGGGAAACUAAUGGAAGCAAGAAACUGAACUUUUCUGGGACACAAUCAUACAAAUACUUAUUAGAAACCAUUACUACCAAAGACCCUAAUUUAAAACUAAAGGAUAUUUCAAGCCAACUAAGCCGUUGGUUUUCGGGUGCCAAGGACCGUGAAGGUGGAAAGAAAGAAAGGAUAUUUAAGAAAAUGAAACACAGCCUUAGUAGAGAAGAUAAAAGUGAUUAA
Messenger RNA from Macrosiphum euphorbiae (potato aphid), 579 nucleotides. NCBI's taxonomy places the organism in Eukaryota, Metazoa, Arthropoda, Insecta, Hemiptera, Aphididae. The record is from the annotation of a GenBank genome assembly.